Molecule: messenger RNA, 3003 nt
Organism: Topomyia yanbarensis
Lineage: Eukaryota; Metazoa; Arthropoda; Insecta; Diptera; Culicidae
Exons: 4
Coding region: 1-3003 (1000 amino acids)
Biological process (GO): proteolysis
Molecular function (GO): aspartic-type endopeptidase activity
Source: RefSeq, a predicted model, not a curated record
AUGACCAGCUCCAGUGAAUCCAGAAUACGGUUCCAGAGGAUCAAAUCGCACACCUUCCGCAUACGACGUUUCAAAAAACAUACCGAGCUUCACAAGAUAGUGAAAUGUAUUCAAAACAAUUUUGGAGGUCAUUUGGCCGCGAUGAAUAAUCAGGAUAACGAUGAUUCGGAGGAACAUACGCCAGACGAAGAUGAAAUAAAUCAGGAAGCAGAAAACGAAGAUCAGGAAAUAAUUAACAACCCUAGGCAGUCAGUUUUAUCGCAGGCUGACCUUGAAUGGAUCCACUCAUUGCAGGCAAGAAUAGUAGAUUUGGAACACGAGUUAGCACGACGCAGGGAAAACCGCCACUGUUUGCCGGUAUCUAAAUGGAACAUCACAAAAUAUAGCGGUGAUGACCAAGGUUUGAAGCUGAAUGAGUUUUUGGAACUGAUUCAGGUUUUAUCCCAAGCUGAGCACGUGUCAGAUGUGGAACUGUUUGAGUCGGCAGUACAUUUGUUUGCGGGAUCAGCCCUUAAGUGGUAUAUGACUCAGCGAACCACAGGCAGAUUGCUGAAUUGGCAGCAUCUUGUCUUCGAGUUGAAACGAACCUAUAUGCACCCUGAUCUUGACGCCCUGAUAAAAAUGAAAAUUUAUCAGCGGAGGCAACAAAAACACGAAUCCUUCCAUGAAUACUACUUUGAGCUAGAGAAACUUUUUCGCACGAUGAGUGUGCAAAUUCCCGAACACGAGAAAGUUCAAAUACUUCAGCAAAAUAUGCGGGUUGAUUAUAAACGGCAAAUGACAUUCAUCCCCAUUAUAGAUUUGGAAACACUGGUCGCCGCCGGUCAGAAACUGGACGCGCUGAAUUUCUCGGCGUACAACAAGGUCUUUGGUACCGAGAAGACUAUUCAGGCCGUCCAAGGGACAGAGUCCAAUCCCAAAAAGAAGGCAAACAAGCAACCACAAUCUCAGCACAGUGAGCCAAUCGCUACGGUUUCGCAACCGAAUAGGAAUGUUUCUAACACAUCCACCAAUCCUCAAAACAAUCAGUCGCGGGCAAACCAACCUCCCCCAAAAAUAAAAGUGUACGGCCUUUCGAUUCGUGCCCUUCUUGAUAGCGGUAGUAAUCACACGCUAAUCAGUGAAAAAUUUUUCAAGCAGUUCAAAUAUAAAAAGCUGCAUCGUCCCUCCAAAAAUGUUGUCCUUCGCUCGGCUAGCGGAGAUGAACUCCAAAUUCUUGGGCAGGUUCAACUGCCAUUUACACUCGAAAGUUGUGUUAGAAUAAUUCCGACACUGGUUGUGGCCAACCUUUCCAUCAAUUGCAUCUGUGGUAUGGAUUUUUGGGAGAAAUUCCUGAUUCAACCCACAAUGCAUGAUACCAUAAACAGCGAGCGCCAAGCUACCGUCGCGGAAAUCAAUCAACCCACUCCCGAGACAUUUUUAACUUCCAAAGAAAAGGAAGAGAUUGAAAAGGUCAAGAGACAAUUCGUUCCCGCGCGGGAGGGUGAAUUGACUAUGACUAGCUGUGCCCAACAUCGUAUUGUGCUGGCGAAAGAAUGGGAAACCAAAUCCCCCGUUCGCCAGUUCCCUUACGUAAUGUCCCCUAAGACGCAAGAUCUGGUUGCCGUUGAGCUUCAGAGACUCUUGGAUCUGGGAAUUAUAGAACGAAGUAGUUCGGAUUGGUCGCUCAAUUGCGUGCCAGUUAUAAAGCCAAAUAAAGUGAGAUUGUGUUUGGAUGCUCGAAAAAUUAACGAGAGAACAGUUCGUGAUGCGUACCCUUUGCCCCACCCUGGCCGUAUUUUGGGUCAACUACCGAAUGCAAGAUAUUUGUCUACAAUAGACUUGUCGGAAGCAUUCCUCCAAGUACCUUUGGAUAAGGAAUCGCGAAAGUACACGGCAUUUAGUGUACAGGGCAAAGGGCUGUUCCAGUAUACCCGUAUGCCUUUCGGUUUGGUUAACAGUCCGGCCACAUUGGCCCGGCUGAUGGACAAGGUUCUAGGUCACGGUAUACUGGAACCGUACGUUUUCGUUUACCUCGACGAUAUCGUCGUGGUAACGGAAACGUUUGCGCAUCACCAACAGCUCUUAACUGAGAUUGCUCGUCGCUUGAAAGACGCCAAUCUGAGCAUUAACCUCGAAAAAUCGAAGUUUGGAGUGACCGAAAUUCCCUUCCUCGGUUAUCUUCUACGCACCGAUGGUCUUAGAGCCAAUCCAGACAAAAUUCGCCCUAUUGUCGAAUAUGAAAGGCCUAAUACCAUAACCAAGCUUAGAAGAUUUCUAGGAAUGGCGAAUUAUUACCGGCGCUUCAUUCCGGAUUUUAGCGGGGUCACUGCUGCCUUAUCGGAUCUCUUGCAGUCAAAAUCCAAAACCAUUCGUUGGAGUGAAGCGGCUGAAAAAGCAUUCUGCCAGAUUAAAGAGCGUCUGAUCUCUUCCCCCGUCUUGAAAAGCCCAGAUUUCAGUCGCCAAUUUACCAUACAAACGGAUGCAAGCGACGUGGCAGUGGCAGGAGUGUUAAUACAAGAGCAAGAUGGAACAGAACACGUGAUUUCUUACUUCUCGCACAAAUUAACCACACCUCAAAAAAACUACCACGCUGCUGAAAAGGAGGCUUUGGCGGCAAUCUUAUCCAUCGAUGCUUUCCGCGGGUACAUUGAGGGGUACCAUUUCACCCUCAUUACCGAUUCGUCCGCCCUUACACACAUCCUGAGUACCAAGUGGAAAGUCGGAUCUAGAUGCAGCAGAUGGGCGUUGAACCUUCAACAGUUUGACAUGACCGUCCGGCAUCGUAAGGGAAAGGAAAAUAUUGUGCCGGAUGCCUUAUCUCGAAGCAUCGCGACAGUUGUCGAUUCCACUUGGUAUUCUUCAAUGUUAAGCAAGGUAACCGACCGCCCCGAUGACUUCGUGGACUUUAAAGUGGAAGAUGGCCAACUUCACAAAUUCGUCACUUCCCACAACAAUCCUUGUGAUGCUCGGUUUGAGUGGAAGCUAGUUCCUCAGCCAGCGGAGUAUAACAAGAUACUCUAA